GGUCAGGGUUCGCGCUCGGAUGACGUAGCAGCUGCCGGUAAACUAGCCAAUCAACUCUCGCCGCGUUCCGGUUUGUGCGCGAGUGAGUGGAGUCGAAGCUCUAGGUGCACAUCGGACUGUGCAGAGAACACAGAAAGAUGGGGCUUGCCGUGAGGACUGCAGGAGUACUCUUCCUGUUUCUCUUGGUUGAUUUCUUGCCUUCUCAGACAGAGUCCGUGGCAGUCAUGUCUGUGGAUCUGGGCUGUGAAUGGUUGAAAAUUGCUAUAGUCAAGCCAGGAGUUCCUAUGGAAAUUGUCUUAAACAAGGAAUCGAGGAGGAAAACCCCUUUUGCUGUCACUUUGAAAGAUGAUGAACGCCUCUUUGGAGAUAGUGCUACAGGGAUGGCAGCUAAGAAUCCUAAGGUGACGUUCCGCUUUUUCCAGGAUCUAUUGGGGAAGGGGGCAGAGAACCCACAAGUUGAAGCUUUUAAAAGGAACUUUCCACAGUACAACAUUGUGAAGGACGAAAUGAGGGGUACAGCCCUUUUUAAGUUAUCAGAGGAAGCAACUUAUUCACCAGAAGAAGUACUGGCAAUGAUGCUGAACUACUCCAGAUCCUUGGCUGAGGAGUUUGCAGAGCAGCCCAUCAAGGAUGCAGUAAUUACGGUUCCUGCAUUCUUUAAUCAGGCAGAACGUCGGGCAGUUCUCCAGGCUGCCAAACUUGGCGGCCUUAAGGUGCUCCAACUUAUAAAUGAUAAUACUGCAGUUGCAUUGAACUACGGGGUCUUCAGAAGGAAAGACAUCAACUCUACAGCUCAGAACAUUAUGUUUUAUGAUAUGGGAUCAAGAAGUACAACUUGCACCAUUGUGACUUAUCAGACUGUGAAGACCAAAGACUCGGGUAUUCAGCCACAGCUGCAAAUUCGUGGUGUUGGAUUUGAUCGUACUCUUGGUGGUCUGGAAAUGGACCUAAGACUCCGUGACCGCUUGGCAAAAAUCUUCAAUGAGCAGAAGAAAUCCAAAAAAGAUGUACGGGAGAACCCCCGGGCAAUGGUUAAGCUUUUGAAAGAGGCAAACCGUGUCAAAACUAUUCUGAGUGCAAACAAUGAUCACAUGGCACAGAUUGAAGGUCUAAUGGAUGAUAUUGACUUCAAAACCAAGGUGACCCGUCAAGAACUUGAAGAACUGUGUGGAGACCUAUUUGAAAGAGUCUCUAUACCUGUGCGAAAGGCUUUGAGCGGCGCUGAAAUGAACAUGGAAGAAAUUGAUCAGGUCAUCAUAGUGGGAGGAGCCACUCGUGUACCCAAAGUUCAAGAACAUCUUCUUAAAGCUGUGGGCAAGGAGGAGUUGGGAAAGAACAUAAAUGCAGAUGAAGCAGCAGCUAUGGGAGCUGUAUACCAGGCAGCUGCUCUUAGUAAGGCAUUCAAAGUUAAGCCAUUUGUAGUUCGAGAUGCAGCGAUCUAUCCCGUACAGGUUGAGUUCACUAGAGAGGUGGAGGAAGAAGGCGUAAAAAGUAUGAAACACAACAAGAGAAUUCUUUUUCAAAGGCUCGCCCCGUACCCUCAGCGCAAGGUUAUCACCUUCAAUAGAUAUACUGAUGAUUUUGAGUUUGAUAUCAACUAUGGAGACCUUGGCUUCCUUGAUUCAGAAGACCUAAAAAUUUUUGCAUCCCGCAAUCUCACCACAGUCAAACUUAGUGGAGUUGGGGAGAGUUUCCAGAAGAAGUCUGACUAUGAAUCAAAAGGCAUCAAAGCUCAUUUUAACAUGGAUGAAAGUGGAAUACUCAGUCUUGACAGGGUUGAAUCUGUCUUUGAGACUGCAUUAGAAGAGAAGUCUGAUCAAGAAUCAACAUUGACAAAGCUUGGAAAUACAAUAUCUAGCUUAUUUGGAGGCGGAAGCUCUAGCGCAGAUAAAGAAAAUUCUACAGAUACCGUUCAGGAAGAAGAGGAAGUGCCAAGUGAAUCCACAAAAGAGGAAGAACAGGACUCGCCAGAGCCAGCUGAGCAGCAAGAUGGUGAUACUGGGGCUAGUAAAGCAGAGAACAAAAGUCAGGAUGAGAAUAACGGAGAUAAAGAGACCAAGGAUUCAAAAGAAAAAUCUGAAAGCCCUAAAGAAACUGGAACCAAAAAUGAACCAGAAGAGGAGCCUAAGAAACCAGCAGUGCCUAAGAAGCAGAAGAUUGUGGAUGAGAUUGCAGCAGUGCAGACUGUAAAUGAUAUUCCAAGUAUACCAGAAGAAGAAGAAAAGAAGUCCAUUAAAAAGUUACAAACGCUGACAGAGCGAGAUAUUGAGAAACAUGAGCAUGAAAAAGCAGGAAAUAGCCUGGAGGCAUUUAUAUUUGAGACGCAGGACAAGCUUAAACAGGACGAAUUUAUUAAAGUUUCUACAAAGGAACAGAGAGCAGAGAUUUCCAGCAAGCUUCGACAGGUGUCAGGAUGGCUAGAAGAGGAUGGGUAUCAGGCUUCAACCAAGGAGCUAAAUGAGAAAUUGACGGAACUUAAGAAGGCAUGCAAGUCAUUAUUUUUCAAGGUAGAGGAGCGACGAAAGUGGCCAGACAGACUGUCAGCAUUGGAUAGUUUGCUUAAUCACUCCACCAUUUUCUUAAAGACUGUCAGAAUGAUUCCAGAAGACGAGCAAGUAUUCACAGAUGUUGAACUAGGCACUUUACAAAAGCUCAUCAAUGAGACAUCGGCAUGGAAGAAUGAAACUUUAGCAGAGCAGGCCAAGUUACCUAAAACAGAAAGACCCGUUUUAUUGUCCAAGGAUAUUGAGCAAAAGCUUGGCGCUCUUGACAGGGAGGUUCAAUACUUGUUGAACAAGGCCAAGUUUUCCAAACCUAAACCCAAGCAAAAAAGCAACACCACAAAGUCAGAGAAUGGAGAAAAUAUAACGGACACCAAGGAGAAAGUAACUACCCCCAAAACUGAAAGCACAGAAGGUCAAGCAAAUGACCCAGAGCCAGUAAAAGAACCUCCUGUGGUAGAAGAGAAGAUUCUAGAGCUAGCAGGUUCAGAAACAGAUUCCCAAACAGAGCAACCUUCAGAAGAGGAGCCGAAGACUGAAUUAUAAUUGUAUUACCUUCUCAUCCAUUGAUGGCACUCAUAUUUAUUGACAUUACUUUUUUUGUAAUGGACCCUGACUGUUCCAUACCAACUGAACUGAUUUUUUUGUUUUAUUUUUCUCUAAAAACGGAAAACAAGAUGUAAAUAUCUGUCCUGCCAGAGCACCAUUUAGGGGAGUGUGUGUGUUUUGUUUGCCCGCUUUAUUUAACUGUGAAUGUAUAAAGGGUUCUGGACAUCCUCACCGAAGACUGGCAGAACCACCGAU
Molecule: messenger RNA, 3305 nt
Organism: Nanorana parkeri
Lineage: Eukaryota; Metazoa; Chordata; Amphibia; Anura; Dicroglossidae
Gene: HYOU1
Product: hypoxia up-regulated 1
Exons: 25
Coding region: 138-3047 (969 amino acids)
Biological process (GO): cellular response to hypoxia; endoplasmic reticulum unfolded protein response; negative regulation of hypoxia-induced intrinsic apoptotic signaling pathway
Cellular component (GO): endoplasmic reticulum chaperone complex
Molecular function (GO): ATP binding; ATP-dependent protein folding chaperone
Source: RefSeq, a predicted model, not a curated record